Molecule: messenger RNA, 1641 nt
Organism: Aspergillus melleus
Lineage: Eukaryota; Fungi; Ascomycota; Eurotiomycetes; Eurotiales; Aspergillaceae
Product: amidohydrolase
Exons: 1
Coding region: 1-1641 (546 amino acids)
Molecular function (GO): hydrolase activity, acting on carbon-nitrogen (but not peptide) bonds
Source: RefSeq, a predicted model, not a curated record
AUGGACUGCACCGUCUUUACGAAUGGUCAGAUUUUCACCGAAGGCGAUACAUUAAACGAACAAGAUGUCUUCCAGCAAGCCAUGGUCAUCGUGGGCGACCGCAUCGAACAUGUCGGAAGAAGCACUGACGACGCCGUGCAAGAUGCCUUGUCGGCUGGCGCGACACAUAUCGGAUUGAACGAUAGAAUCGUGGUACCGGGAUUUAUCGACAGUCAUAUGCACAUCGUCGACUUUGCGCUCUCACGUCGCAAGGUCGAUCUACUGCAUUGCAAGUCGCUGGACGACAUUCGACGCGAGAUCAAGGGAUACGCCGAGACACACCCGAGCGAACCCCGGAUUGCCUGCAAGGGUUGGAUUCAAUCAACUACGGGCGGAGUCGCCUUAGCCAGCAUGCUGGACGACUUGGAUCCUCGUCCCAUUUACAUCCAUGCCAAUGAUUUACAUUCGGGGUGGUGCAAUACGGCUGCGCUGGAGGAAAUUGGCGCACCGACGAUGGUCGACCCGCCUGGGGGGAAGAUCCACCGCGACGAGAACGGCAGGCCCACGGGGUUGCUGAGUGAAACGGCUCAUCUGGCAGUUGUGCCUGCGUUCCUUACGAAAGCGACCUCGAAAGACGACAAACUCACUGCGUUGAGAGACGCGGCAGCUGCUUAUAGCGCCGCCGGAUACACAGGGAUGAUCGACAUGGCUAUGGAUGACCUGGAAUGGGAUGUCCUCAAGGAGUUCCGGCAGCAAUGCGGCGAUAGUUUCCCGUUUCAUGUCGCGGCACAUUGGCUGAUCCCAUUUUCCGAGGAUUCAAAUGAGGUCAUGCAGAAUCUAGAUACGGCAAUCGUCCGUAACCGCGAAUACAGCCCGAUGCGAUGCCCCGAGUUCUGCAUCGUUGGGAUCAAGAUUAUGUCUGACGGAGUAGUCGACGGAUGUACAGCAGCUUUGAAGGAGCCUUACAAUGGUUCGACAGGCCGUGUACCGACCAUCUGGCCCGCAGACGCGCUCAAGGCCGUCAUCAAGAAGGCGGACGCAGCUGGCCUCCAGUGCGCGAUCCACGCCAUCGGAGACCAAGCGGUAAAACAAGCCAUAGACGGACUUUCGCACGCUGAACCCGGUCACCGGCAUCGCAUUGAGCAUCUUGAGUUGACGGCACCCGAAGAUGCCAAACGCCUGGGCCAACUGGGAAUCACCGCGUCCGUUCAGCCCGUCCAUUCCGACCCGGCGUUGUUUCAAGCCUGGCCCGGUCUCAUCGGCAAGCAUCGCUGCAGUCGCGCGUUCGCCUAUAAGGAUUUCCUAGAUGGGGGCGCGCCCAUUGCCAUCGGCACUGACGCCCCAACGGCAAAUCAUCUAUCGCUGCCCAACUUGUAUAAUGCGACAACCCGCCGGUCGACUAUCGAGCCGGAUUGCGACGAGACCGUGAACUCGCAUUUCGGCCUGUCCCUUGGGGCGGCCGUGACUGCAGCAACCAGCGGAGCAGCGUAUUCUCGUUUUGCAGAUUCGUGGACUGGCAGGCUGCGCAAGGGAUAUCGGGCGGACUUUGUGAUUCUGGAUAUGGAGUGGGAAGCUGAGAGCUUACUGAAGGCGAAGGUUCAGCAAACGUGGGCGCGAGGAAGGAAAUCGUACGAAGCAGAAACAGAUAAAAGCAUGCGAUGA